AUGGGGGACAGGAAAGGUAAGGAGAUUCAGAUGAUGGACGGCGAUGAGGAGCUGGUGCUACAGAUUAGGGACCUCGAUGCAUCGGAGGAAGAAUCGAACAACAGCAGCAGCUCGUCUGGCUCCUCGUCUCUGGGCUCGUCAGGCACGGUCGAAACGGAGCCCUUGACUGCGAGCACCGUCACGAUGAUGUCAAUGGAGCCCAUCUCUGCCGCAAACGUCGGAUCUCUGCUGCGAUUCUUCCAAUCGAUGUUCUUCGAUUCCUGGAUCACCAUCUCCUACCUCUACAAGUUUCGCGAGCACGCAGGCGUGUGCGAUUACCUUUGCAACGAGCUCUACAAGUUUCAAGAGCGCGAGGUGGAGAAAUACAUUCCACAACUUUGCAUCUUGUUGCUAAACAAGAAGGAGAAGGACAGCUCCCUUGCGCGCUUCAUGAUGGACAAGUGCGCCUCUUCUAUGCACUUCGCGCUUCAGAUCGCCUGGCAGCUGCAGGCGUACAUCACCUAUGGCGGAGAUCGGCUGCCGACGACGCCGCAGGAGAAAGAGUUCAAAGAACGUUGCCUUCGACUGCACGAAGAGGUCGAGAUCGCCACCGUCAACUGCAAGAGCUCCCUUCGUCUCAGGGCUCUGGUGGACUUCUCGCCGUUCGUGUCGGUGGGAGGGCCUGCCAAGAGCGAAGGCGAUGUGGUGGAGGACAUCGAUCGGUCCCUCGACCCUCUCCUCUACGCCCGGAGGCUGAUGCGCAGCCUGGGCGCACGAAGGAACUCGCUGCCGCAGCACAUCGACCUGCCUUCGCCUCGCAGGCGCGACAGCGAUGCUCCCGCUCCCGUCCAGAGGUCUGCCGCCGCGCCCGAGAGCGACGCCGGUGAGGCCGAGCACAGUGCCAGUGCGACGUCGGCCACGAACGGAGACGAAACGUCGGCCCCUGCCGCCGGUGAGACCGCCUCGAGCGAGGACAGCGGAAACGAAAAGGAUGACAACGAGCUCUACCAGGACAACAAGGAGGCGGAGGAAGACUCGUACAAGAGGUGGGACGAAGCCCUCAACACGGACGCGCUGCCGCAGGAGGACGCCAUGCACAUCAUCAUCGGCCUGUCCAAGCGCGAGCGGGCGCAGUACUACAGCAACGUGGUAUCAUUUGUAGAUAAACUCAUCGACAUCGGCGAACAGCUCAUUCUCGUGCCCGAUGACCAGCGAAAGGAGCGACUCGAGCGGGAUCUCAAGUAUCUCGGCGAGCACCUGGUGGAUGGCCUCUACCUCCCCAUCUGCGGCGCGACGGACUCGCACCACUGCAUCGUUCGAUUGCUGCCGCAGGAGUCCAUACCCCUGCACUCCAAGGCCAGGGUACCUUAUUUAUUUUUCUACGAAAUCAUCGAGAGCGGGGAGAAGUGUUCUGCGCCCAACCUCCAUAACUUCAACCUCGAGAGCGCACGCUUGGGCGCCGGCGUGCCCGGUGUGCUCUCGCCCUUUGACGAGCCCAACGCCGUCGCCGAUCCUUCGAAGGCCGGCGCCGCCGCCGCCGCGAAGAAGCCCAAGUCCAAGAACGGCAGCCCCGCAGCGGCCAAGCGCACCUCACAGUCGGCCAAGCAGUCUGUCUCGCCGCUCACCCCCUCGAGGCGAGUCAAGGCGUCGUCCAUCGUGCGCAAGAUGGGCUACUAUUCCGAGGAGAACCUGCCCUCGCUGCAGGACGAAGACAGCGAAGACGACGACGGCCAAGAAAAUGGGGAGUGGACGCCCGACUCACCCUUUGCCGAUGACCGCAACAACGGAGGCGACCACAGCGACGUCGAUGGGCUGGAGCAGGACGACGAGGGGGAAGAUGAGGGCUUUUCCCUCAAGAUCGGCGACGGCUCGAGAAGCGAAUCCGAUGUCGCCAUGCUCGAGAAGCUCUACGAGAUGGGCAAGCGAUCCGAUGAGUCCGACAGCGAGUCGCAGCACGAGGAGAGCGAAGCCGAACCGACCAAGCCCGCUCCAGUGGAGGAGCCCAAGCCCGAGGAGCCGGAGCAGCCCGAGCAGCCCGAGCAGCCCGAGCCUCAACCGCCGGCGGCUGCGCUGGCCGUCGUGCCCGUCGACGUUACGAACGGCAAGCCGGACCAGCCCGAGGUCACGCUCUGCUCCAUCUUCGGCGAGAGCUGGAAGGACAAGGAGAAUCGAAUUCGGAAGGAGUCGCCCUAUUCUCACCUUCCCAACUGGAAGCUGGCUGCGGUGAUUGUGAAGAGCGGAGAUGACUUGCGCCAAGAGCAGCUGGCCUCGCAACUGCUCACGCACUUCAAGGAGAUAUUCGAAAACGGGCUGCUGCCGCUGUUCCUCUACCCGUUGCGCAUUUUGGUGACGUCGGCGGACAGCGGGCUGAUCGAGCUCAUCCCGGACUCGAUCUCUCUCCACCAACUCAAGAAGCGGACCAACUGCAUGUCCCUCGCGCAGUACUUCAAGACGGUGUACCGCACCCAAGAGAGCCUGGACAGGGCGCGUCUCAAUUUUGUGGAGUCGAUGGCGGCGUACUCGCUGGUCUGCUAUUUCCUUCAGGUGAAGGACAGGCACAACGGCAACAUCAUGAUCGAUUCCGAGGGCCACAUCAUCCACAUUGACUACGGCUUCUUCAUCUUCAACAGUCCCGGUUCGCUCAAUUUCGAGUCGGCGCCGUUCAAGCUGACGCCAGAGUAUGUGGAAGUGAUGGGCGGCGCGGGCUCGACGCUAUUCACGUACUACAAGGAUCUGCUCUUCCGCGGCUUCAUGGAGGCGCGCAAGUAUCACGAGAAGAUCAUCCUCAUCCUCGAGAUGUGGCUCAUCAACUCCAAGUACAACACGUCGGUGCUGCCGUGUCUGGCUGGCGGUAAGCCGGCGGUGGACGCGAUGGCGGAGCGGUUCCGGAUGGGCUACACGGAGAAGGAGUGCCGGGACUACAUCGAUUCCCUGGUCCAGACGUCGCUGGGCAGCUGGCGCACGCGGGAGUACGAUCGGUUCCAGUUCCUCACCCGCGGCGUCCUCUACUCGAGCUGA
This is a messenger RNA of Acanthamoeba castellanii str. Neff, 2997 nucleotides long. Its product is annotated as phosphatidylinositol 3- and 4-kinase. Bases 1 to 2997 code for a protein of 998 amino acids. Gene Ontology annotation, molecular function: 1-phosphatidylinositol 4-kinase activity. NCBI's taxonomy places the organism in Eukaryota, Discosea, Longamoebia, Acanthamoebidae. Gene Ontology annotation, biological process: phosphatidylinositol-mediated signaling; phosphatidylinositol phosphate biosynthetic process. The record is from RefSeq and is a predicted model, not a curated record. Gene Ontology annotation, cellular component: cytoplasm; membrane. The transcript is spliced from 13 exons.